This is a messenger RNA of Colletotrichum phormii, 3433 nucleotides long. RefSeq lists its product as uncharacterized. Gene Ontology annotation, molecular function: lipase activity. Bases 347 to 3034 code for a protein of 895 amino acids. The record is from RefSeq and is a predicted model, not a curated record. The transcript is spliced from 3 exons. Lineage: Eukaryota; Fungi; Ascomycota; Sordariomycetes; Glomerellales; Glomerellaceae.
AUUAUUCAUGAUCCUGGCAGCUGGUGAUGAAGCUACGGCCGGUUGACCAGGCCCAGCGGACAUUGGCUCAUCCACUUGGGCGCUGCAAGUGAUGUCAUCGGUCCCCUAAUCCGGUAGUGAGCUCUAGCCAUCUGGGGAGGGGGGAGGAGGUUUCAGGGUACGGCUUUCUUCUGUGCUCCGGCGACGUGAUGGUCUGUUCCACAAACCGUAUAGGAUCGUCCACCGCUCUCGUCAAAGGGGGGAGCUUUCAAAAGCCAAGAAGUCCCGCAGGUCGAAGGGGCGCGAGCUGCAGCAGAUUCUCGUUUCGGCUUUCUACUCUGUGAGGGAGGACCAGAACGAGGAAAUCAUGAACCCGUUGAAGCUCAACACCACUUCGGUGUCGUUGGCAGUCACGCCAACCGUCGUAUCCACCCUCUUUUCACAUUACCUCAAUCGAAAAACCUCAAAGGGAGGGCCCAACUCCCACUUAUCCUAUGACGAAGGCCUGCAUCUCGUCCGAUCCUUCCUCGAAUUCGCUGCCCAACACACAGUCGAGGAGCUCCAAGCCUUCACAGCCCAAUGGGUUCCCCACCCGCAAUGGGUCAAAGUAGAAGAUGUCGAGAUCCCCGAGACCGAGCUCGAGAAAUCGACCGGUCUGAUUGCGGCACAAUUGGGACCUCAAGGCAUACGAGCCGUGGGGGGGUGCAAGUGGUGGAAAUGGCGGAAGCCGCAGAGCCCCCUCAAGGCCGAGUGGAUCGAGAUGCGCGCAGACUACCACGAGCGCAAGAAGAACGACGGCAAGACGAAGAGGGUGAUGCUCUACGUCCACGGCGGCGCCUACUUCUUUGGCAGCGUCGACGAGCACCGCUACCAGAUGCAGCGGCACGCCCGCAAGCUGAAGGCGAGGGUCCUCGCGCCGCGGUACCGUCUCGCGCCGCAGUUUCCGUUCCCUUGCGGUUUGCAGGAUUGUCUUGCGGCCUACCUCUACCUCCUCACCGUCCAGGACCCGACUACCAUCGUGCUGGCGGGCGACUCGGCCGGCGGCGGCAUGGUGCUCUCGAUGCUGUGUAUCCUGCGAGACCGGGGUAUUCCUUUACCCGCGGGUGCGGUCCUCAUUAGCCCCUGGGUCGAUCUCACGCACUCGUUCCCCAGCGUCUCGGGGGAUAACCAGAUGGACUAUAUCCCGUCGUCCGGCUUCCACCACAAGCCGUCCAGGAGCUGGCCGCCGCCGAACGAGGAUGAUAUGGAGAUGAUGAGGGAGCAGGCCAUCAAGGCGCGGGCGGGCAAGGAGAAGAGCGCCACAAAGCUUAAUACGCUCGAGAGGAAGCAGGCUGCGCCGAUUGCGCUGGGCGAUGGCAACGAGACGUUGGGGGGCACGUCUGACUCUGAUGGAAAUGCGGAUCCCACAAAGACGGCCUUGCAGCUUUCCGUCACUAUUGACGGUAAGCUUACCACAGUCAAGGACCAGAUCCAGAUGUACACAACCAACGCCUUGCUCUCCCAUCCAAUGGUCAGCCCGGUAAUGCAGCCUACCCUGGGCGGCCUUUGCCCGCUACUCAUCAUGGUAGGUGGUGGCGAGGUCCUACGCGACGAGCAAAUCUACGUGGCGCACAAGUGCGCGAAUCCCGCCAAAUACCCGCCGCCGGGCCUCGACGACGCGGGGAUGGCGCAGCUGAAGCAGUAUAAGCCGACGGAUGUGCAGCUCCAGGUCUGGGACGACCUGUGCCACGUGGCGCCGACGCUCAGCUUCACCCGGCCCGCGAAACACAUGUACCGCGCGGUCGCGCAGUUUGGCGCCUGGGCGCUGGCGAGGGCGCAGCAGACGGAGAUUGAGAUUCUGGACGACGAUGACAUCUCCAUGAUUUCCAGCUCCGCGUCGGAUUCUGAUAAGGAGGGGGUCGACCAGACGGAGAACGCGGGGCCUCCGGAACUGGUUGGGAAGGCGGGCAUGCCGUUACCGCCUUUCAAGAAGCACAUGAUCCGGCAAAAGAUCAGCACCCGCGGCGUCGUCUCCGACUUACCCCCUGAAUCUGAGCUAGACGGCUGCAUCAUGAAGUCGGAAGAGGUCGGCGUCGUCAGGCCCACGCCCGUGAGGCGGUGGCUCGACACCAAAGCCACCUUUGACAAGAAAUUCUCGAGCGCAAAGGCCAAGGUCCACAAGAGCAUCAUCAAGGACCUGGCGGACGGGUACAUGGAUUUCGGCGACGGCGAGCAGCCCCCGCCCACGGCGCUGGCCGGUCGACGGAAGGCGUCGGAUGAGCUGGUGGACAGGAAGAAGACCAAGAGUAUCGGAUUGGCGCUGUGGUCGCUCUGGGGCUCGAAGCACGACGAGACGACGACGAAGAGGGAGAAGAGGGCCGAUUCCGAUGCCGCCGCUGCCGCGGGCAGGACGUCGCAGCAGACGCGGGAGUCGCAGACUUCGCCGAGGGGCGGCGAGGGAGCGAGGUCGUUUGAGGAUAUUGAGCAUCAGGAUCCUGCACCGCUUGCUUCGCCUACGGGCAGUAAACGACGGUUCGUGCGGGACGAGCACCAGACGGAGGAGGAGGAGACGCCGGAUCCCUUUCAGGUGGAAGAUUCCCAGACGACGGCGGUGGAAGAUGCAACGCCGGUAGCGGCUCUCAUUGAGAAGAGGAAGGAACAAGAGAAGCAUAAUGAGCAGGCCGCCGCCGACGGAAACCACCUUAACCCGGAUUUCAUCCCCGGCGGCACUGGCGUCGCAGGCAAGCGGCCGUUCCUCGACGGCAUUGCGCUGCCGUUCAGUCUCGGCAAGAAGGACGCUGAGACGGCGAGUAUGGUGACGCUCAUGUCGGGCGCUGAUAGCCGGCCGAUUAGCCCCAUGCCGCAGCUGAACCGGACGGACACGGAUGCGACUGAUGGGGUCAAUGGGAACGGGGUUUCGGCUUCCGAGGCCAGCACCCAGGUUCCCGCAGCAGGAGAGACUGAGAGUAAGAGGCCGCCGUUGGAGAACUUUGUCACGGCGGCGGAGGAUUUGCCCCUCGCCAAGGGGAAGGGGAAGGAGGUUGUUAAUGGUGGGGGGUUGGAGCAGACUGUAUGAGACUUUACUGUGUAAAUAAGAACAGGAUAUAAAAAAGCUUCAAUUGUAGUGUGUAUACAAACCUUCAUCGUCAUAGUUCCAAGACCUUCCCCUUUUGGCGGGGCUUGUUCUCUCGCCAUUGGGUCUCAUUCACGAACCCUAACACUCUGCGAGACCCUUCUGCAAUGUUGUUGGAUAUGUGUUUUUUUGUUACAUAUUGUUACAGCGUCGAGGGUAUAUACAGCUCUUGUACACUCUUGUUUGGGGGGAGAAUAUGUGUUUCUGCCCCCCCCUGUUUUCGGAUUCGUCGACCUCUCGUCGUCGAUCAGCGGACUCUCGUGUCUCGCUCUCUUACGCCUUCCUUCUUCUUCUUCUUCUUCUUCUUAUUGAUCCUCCCACGAAGCUGGACUCCACCCCUUA